This is a messenger RNA of Pogonomyrmex barbatus (red harvester ant), 1710 nucleotides long. RefSeq names its product myocyte enhancer factor 2 (gene Mef2). Gene Ontology annotation, molecular function: protein dimerization activity; histone deacetylase binding; DNA-binding transcription factor activity, RNA polymerase II-specific. Lineage: Eukaryota; Metazoa; Arthropoda; Insecta; Hymenoptera; Formicidae. Gene Ontology annotation, biological process: cell differentiation; positive regulation of transcription by RNA polymerase II. The record is from RefSeq and is a predicted model, not a curated record.
GUUUUGGCUCGACUCGGCCCGCGGCAGUUCUGGGAGUGGAGUUCUAAAAACAGCAGAGUGUUCUUAAUAUUCCAUCCAGUGAUUUCGAAGACUUGCCUCUUAUUCAAGACGUGGUGCAACAAUGGGUCGAAAGAAGAUUCAGAUUUCACGUAUCACGGACGAACGAAAUCGUCAGGUGACCUUUAACAAGCGGAAAUUCGGCGUGAUGAAGAAGGCGUACGAAUUGUCGGUGCUGUGCGACUGCGAGAUCGCGCUGAUUAUCUUCAGUUCGAGCAACAAGCUGUACCAGUAUGCGAGCACCGACAUGGACAAGGUUCUCCUCAAGUACACCGAGUACAACGAACCCCACGAGUCCCUCACCAACAAGAAUAUUAUCGAGGAACAUAAGGGUGCCAUGUCUCCAGAGAGCCCGGAACCUGACGCAAUCGAGUACAAUCUUACCCCGCGCACCGAGGCCAAAUACACGAAGAUCGACGAGGAAUUUCAGAUGAUGAUGCAGAGGCACCAACACAAUGGCAGCAGGACAAUGGGACAAUCGAAUUACACGCUACCGGUAUCUGUACCAGUGAACAGUUACGGCGAAUCUCUUCUUGGAUCUAGUCCACAGAUGGCACAUACCAGCAUUUCUCCACGUCCAUCAUCGUCUGAGACGGAUUCAGUGUAUCCACCGGGAGGAAUGUUGGAAAUGAGCAAUGGUUAUCCUCCAUCAGCGUCACCGUUGGGUGGUUCACCUAGUCCAGGACCAUCGCCCGCGCUCGGAGUCGGUGGAGGUAGUGCGAACAAAGGCAGCAAUCCGUCUAGGCAUUCGCCGCAACCUCCACCACCGCCGCCACCACCUCAUCCUCACAGGGCUAACCUGCGAGUGGUUAUACCGACACCGCUCGCGCAACCUCUCUCCGAAGACACUAAUUACGAUAAUGCCCAUACGCAGUCUGCAUUGAAUACACCUGUAGUAGCGUUACAAACACCAACAGUACCAGCCGGAUACUCUAGUUUUGGACCAACAGAUUACUCUUCGGAUCUUGGGAGCCUUGCAUGGCCCACUCAUCAGAGGUACGUUGUUGAUGAGUUAUAUUCGGCAGCCACCAUAUCCGGCAUCAGUAGUCUUCCUCAUCUAGCUGUAUCGAGCAGUACACCACCACCAUCUACGUCGCCUUUACCUGUAAAGAUAAAAAGUGAACCGAUAAGUCCACCCAGAGAUCCUCACGGUAACAGUGGAUCCAACGGUGGACCCAGCAACGCCAGCAGUCUACAUCAUACAAACUUAAACAUCGGUCCGUCGUCCAGUACCGGUGCCCCGCCGCCACAUCACGUAUCUCAUCCGGGACCUCAGACGCUGAAUUUGGUAUCAAGUAGACCGAGCAGUAAUCCACCUCCGUCCCACUCGGGUAGCAUAACACCGACAAAUCUACCAUCGCCGGGAAGUGGUACGGUCGGUGAUAUCAGAACGAACCAUUCUAGCGGUGGCGGGAACGGAGGGAACAGUUCAGACUACGAGAACGGACCGCUCAUGAAACGCUCGAGAAUCACGGAAGGUUGGGCGACUUAAUGUCGAUUAAAUUGUUGCACUCAUCAGUUGUUUGAUACCUCCUCGACGUACAACGGCAUAUAGUGCUUGUGAGUUCCAGUAUAAUUACAUAAACUCCUUUAAACGUCUUUGAGACACGUACUUCGUACUAUCGCGAUAACGAUGGCUACGGGAUGGGUACG